Messenger RNA from Pollicipes pollicipes, 806 nucleotides. RefSeq names its product extended synaptotagmin-2-like. Lineage: Eukaryota; Metazoa; Arthropoda; Thecostraca; Pollicipedomorpha; Pollicipedidae. The annotation marks the transcript as partial. Gene Ontology annotation, biological process: lipid transport. The transcript has 8 exons. The record is from RefSeq and is a predicted model, not a curated record. Gene Ontology annotation, molecular function: phosphatidylethanolamine binding; phosphatidylinositol binding; calcium ion binding. Gene Ontology annotation, cellular component: endoplasmic reticulum membrane.
ACCGUGCUGGAGCACCCGACGGGCACGCGGCUGGAGCUGACACUGUCCGACUACGACCGUGGCCCGGCUGAUGAUGAUGCGUUGGGCAGGUGCGGUCUGGACGUGGCCGACAUCGCCAAGGCCGGAUCGCAGGACGUGUGGGUGCCGCUGGAGCAGGCGCGCACCGGCCGGAUCCACAUGAAGCUGGACUGGCUGGGUCUCUCCACUAACGCGGCCGACAUCAAGAAGCAACUGAAUGAAAUCGAGGACCUGUCGGCGUUCGACCACUCGGGCCUGCACUCGGCCGUGCUGACCGUGUUCGUCGACUCGGCAAAACAGCUUCCGAUGGCGUCGCGGACGGUGGAGCCCAAUCCGCUGGUGCGGCUGGCGGUGGGCAACCAGAAGGAGGUGACUUCGUGCAAGUACCGCACCCUGGACCCUGUCUGGAGGAGGGGCUUCAGCUUCCUCGUCAAGAACCCGCUGACGCAGACCAUGACGCUGGAGGUGGAGGACCAGAGCUCGGGCAAGUCGCUGGGCAUGCUGCAGCUGGAGGUUAAGGACCUGCUCCGCCAGCCGGAGCUGGAGGUCAGCGAGCACCCCUACAAGCUGCACGAGUCGGGCCGGCACUCCAUGGUCGUGCUCUCCAUUCAGCUGCGGGUUCUGACGCACGACAAGGUGGCGGCUCAGGACGACGAGGCCCGCAUUCCUUCUGCCAUGCCGCAGCGGCCGGUGGCGCCCGAGCCGCCCCGACAGCCCUCAAAGCCGACGGAGGGCCACGACUGAGCCGAGCCCGCCGGCGGCACCAGGGGAGAAGCCGGCUGCGACGC